AUGGGUUGUGAACUAAGUAAGUUGGCGUCUUCAGAGUUCAAUAGCCAUGAUGCUUUGGACCGUCCACCACCGCCAGCAGACCCUCGAUCGCCUCUCACCACGAAGCAACAGUACUGCAUGCUGGCCUCAUGGAAGGGAAUCUUCAGACAAAUUGAGAAGACUGGCAUUCUAUUAUUUAUCAAAUUAUUCGAAGAAAACGAAGACCUACUGCAUUUAUUCGAGAAAUUCGGGGAGCUGAAGACAGCUGAGGCGCAGAUGAGCUCUGAGGAGUUGGCAGAACAUGCCACGAAAGUGAUGCAUACUUUGGACGAGGGAAUCAAGGGGCUGGCGGACAUUGAUGCAUUCUUCGCAUAUAUUAGACACGUGGGAGCUACCCAUCAUCAAGUCCCAGGGUUUAAAGCUGAGAAUUUUUGGAAAAUCGAGCAGCCAUUCCUACAAGCAGCUAAAACGACGCUAGCAGACAGAUACACGCCAAACAUCGAGGAAAUUUACAAGAAGACCAUUCGGUUUAUCCUGGAGAACCUGGUCAAGGGUUACGAGGACUCCGCAGUCGAAAACGGGAACGGACAAUCUUGACAGAGCUAUUAAUAUUUAGUGUAGGUUAAUUAUAAAAUUAUGGUUACCAUAGUGUUUGUUCGUUAGAUUUAAACUUGUCACAGAUUGCUUUAUUUAUCAAAUUACAUCGAAUGCUUUAUAUUCAUCAAUCACUUCAUACACGAGGAGUCAUUUAUAUCUACGUUCGUAACAAUUUCAUUUACUUGUAAUUUCAUAAACUACAUUCAUAAAUCAUACAUUCUCAUCUUCAUCGUCAUCUGAAUUUUCUAAGUCAUCCUAACAUUUUCAUUCAAUGAGCAGCAAUUAAAUUAAAUUUGUGUAUACACCACCAUUCAUAUCAUAUCUACAUUUUUAGCAUCUUCGUCAUCUACAUGUUCCAAAUCGUCAUAAUAUUUCCAUUCCAAUUAUUUUGUGCCGUUUACACCUUCAUUCAUUUCAUUUUCAGCAUCAUCAAGUCAUCUAACACCAUCAUUAUCAUUAUAGGUGUCAUUUCAAUAGCAAUAAAUGGAGAAUGGAACUUCCCGUCUUUUUGUCAUAAUCUUCCUAAAUUGCAAACAAAAGUUCCAUCUUGAUCAUAUUAUCGAAGCUGCAAUUAUUAUUUAGGUUUUGAAAAUAUAUAAAACCUAUGCUUACAUUUAUUCCUUUAGCUACAAAAACAACCUCUCUUUUGAUUAUUUCUAGAAAAAUUCAAGAUAAUACAGAAUAAGAAAUCUUAGUUUCAUUAUUACAUUUUGGGCGUAAUUUUCUCUCUCUUUUUACCUUAAACUUCAUCCAACUAGGUUUACUUACUUUAGACGAUUUUUCUCAAACUUCUAUUCAUAUUUCAUGCACAUUAAAAUAAUUUAAUUCAGUUUCAUAAACACUGGAGUUGGGCUGUCUGCCAAGAACUAAGACUAAAGUUCGGCUAAGUUAUAGCUCUUACUUAUGGACGCAGUAAGUAUUACUGAAAUCCUAGUUUUUUCUAUGAAGGAAUCAAAUACAUUUUGCUCCUAAUGUUUCUGUUCAGUCUUAAACUUGGUUAAGAAAUAUAGAAAUUGUAUAAAUUAAUUUCCUUAAGAAACAAGCUUUUAUUCAACAGUCGACGUCUUUGAUGAGUUGAGAAUGAUAUCGAUAUAUACAAGGUGUAGUUUUGGAACCGUGUCAUUUCUCGGGGGCAUGUCACAGAAGUCAUAAAGGUUCAAUGUAAG
This is a messenger RNA of Spodoptera litura, 1742 nucleotides long. Its product is annotated as neuroglobin. Lineage: Eukaryota; Metazoa; Arthropoda; Insecta; Lepidoptera; Noctuidae. Gene Ontology annotation, molecular function: oxygen binding; heme binding. The record is from RefSeq and is a predicted model, not a curated record.